This is a messenger RNA of Kwoniella botswanensis, 3699 nucleotides long. RefSeq lists its product as uncharacterized. Gene Ontology annotation, cellular component: cytosol. NCBI's taxonomy places the organism in Eukaryota, Fungi, Basidiomycota, Tremellomycetes, Tremellales, Cryptococcaceae. The record is from RefSeq and is a predicted model, not a curated record. Gene Ontology annotation, biological process: cytoskeleton organization. The coding region runs from base 1 to 3699 and encodes 1232 amino acids. The transcript has 15 exons.
AUGACCAACAAUCGACCAGUCUUCGGCGGGAUGUUCGACAUGAUGCGUCGUAAUGCGCCUUCGCAGCAGCAGGCUCCAGGAGAAGGGAAUGUCGGACAAGGACCAGGUCAAGGUCAGCCUCAGCAAGCUGGUGUAGGGAGAGGUGUAGGUCAGGGACCGAAUCAAGCUCGUGGUGGACCUGGACAGCCUGCACCUCCAAUAUUGACUAGACCAAGAGCCCCGGCAUUGUUACCUUUGAAACGAGACGGGUUCGAGGACAAUGUAGGAGGAGCACCUUCAGGACAGGAUAGUAUCACUUUGGGUCAGCUGAAGGCUCAUACAGCUGCUAUGGAGAGGAAACAGAAGACCCAAUUAUUCGAUUACCGAUAUGAUGAUACAGAUACUUUGAUGAAUGAGUUACAAGAGUUUUAUCCUUAUGUGGAAAUGGCACAUAUAGCAAAGCAGCCGGAGAAGUUCAAGGGGUCUUUCGAUGGCGAUUGGACCGAAGCUCCUCUGAAGAAGCGCAAAGAGUAUAUCGAGCUGCAACUGGAGUACCUGGAGAGUCCGGUCCAUGAUACAAGGCGAGCUGCUCAAGGUAGACUAUUGUAUCUCUUGCAAGGUACUUUCGCUGAGACAACCUCGCCGGAAAUGCAACUUCACUGGGUGAUAGAGAAUGCGAAAGCGAUUAGAGCUGUUGAUGGUGUGUCUACUAUAGUGGUUGGACUGGCAGAUGCCGCUAGAAAGUAUACCGCUUCAGCAGACGACAAACCCCAAUCGUCAAGUGCGCCUCCUGGGACUGUACCAGCUCAGGUAGACCCAUACGACGAUCGAAGUGCGGAACUCAUGGAUCUGCUUGGGAUGCUGUAUUUCAUAGUAGAAGUCUUCAGGACGGACGAGGCUUUUGGCGACGAGCUAAUGGCUAUGUCUCCACCUUUGCCACUUGUACUAUUCCAAAUGGUUGCCUCACUGAAAGACAGGCUACCAAAAGGUUAUCCGGUCAAGAAGGUUUUGUUGUUGCUCUGGAAGACCUUAUUAGCAUGUCUGGGAGGCAUGAAGGAAGUCAGUAAAGCUAGAGCAUUGAGUAGGGAACUGGCUGGAUUGCCAGUCGAAAACAAAAACUUCACCAAAGCUACACCUGUAGACAUAUCAACUUGGCGACGUGAUACAGCUGUCAAGUAUCCCACAUUCGCUCCGCCCCCAUCGGUAGUCGCAGGAGUAUCGAACGACAAGCUUGCUGAAGGGAUAAAACCCAUCCCUGCUCGACCAAAUUACCAUUCCACCGAAAUUCCUAUAUCCCAACCACGUCAGCAGUUCAAUUGCGCACCAGCUACCUCUGCGCCGUUACCAGGUACACCAGCACCGUCGCCACCGCCAUCACCCAAACCAAAAAAACAACAAUAUCAGACUGAUCCUACUCGUCCCUUUGUAUUUCCUUACUCACGUGCAUCAGCGAUAGCCCCUUCGAGCUUGGUUCCAUUUGCGAUAUCAGAAGCUGAUAAACUGUAUCAUCGACAUGAGUAUAUAUCAUUAGGAUUAUAUCAAUUAUGGCAGACGAGAGAAGAAUGUAUGCGUGAGGAAAGGGGUUUGGGCAAGAGCGGUUUGAUAGGAUUCACUACUUCCAAAUGGGAUGAAGAUGAGGAUGAAGAAAGUGAAGAAGCUAUGAGAAGAGAAUGGAAAUAUGAAGAAGAGGAAAUGGACGCUAUCAAUCAAGGAAAUAAGGAACGUGCCAAAUUGGCGAGAGAGAAGACAGCUGCUGCCAGGAGAUUGCAUCGUGUUGAGAUUAUAUAUAAAAACACGUUACCUAUACAGCAGAGUUGUGUGAUCGUGCUUCUGAAAUUGUUACUGGCAACAGUGACUAGUCCCGGGGCCACAGGUGUAAAUCUAGCGACGGGAAUGCCACAAGGUGUCACUUCGCCUACUCAAGAAGUACCUCCCGCCGAAGAGAAUGUCCCUCCUCCAACUAAAGAGGAAAUAGAUAUCGCUCGACAUCGCGAAAUCACCUCCAAAGCCGUUUCAGCAAUUCUCCUUCUGCUCUUGAAGUGGUUCAAGGCUUCUCAUAUCCUCAAAUUCCAUUACUUCGCUCAACUGCUUUUCGAUUCAAAUUGCGCUUUAUUGGUUUUGAAGAUGUUUGGCUUAACGGAUUUGAUGAAUAUUGUACAGACUAAAAAUGAAGUGGAGGAUUCGAACUUCUUCCGAUAUUGUCAUCUAAACUGCUCGAAAUCGCCUCCUUCCCCAGAGGACGACCUACUUUUACGCCAACCUACCAAGCAAUCACCACCGCUGGCCUCAAAUGCAGAUACUCUACCAAGCAAUGUUCCCGGAGCAGCUGAAGCAGAGGUCGAACUGAUCAGUGACUAUUCAUGGAGAAAUUUCUUCUCUACUAUCAAUUUCUUGAAAAUAUUGCAAAAAAUCACGAAACAUAGGUCUCACAGGACAUACAUGUUGACCACUUACAAAAGUUCUCAAAUCCUGAAACGAAUGUUGAAAGUGAAUCACCCGAUGUUGCAAUUGCAGAUACUGAAAUUGAUCAAGAGUCAAAUGCCUUGGUGUGGCCGAAAAUGGAGACAGACGAACAUGAAAGUUAUAACGUCUAUCUACCUGAACUGUCGACCUGAAUUGCGGGAUGAUUGGCUAGCUGGUACUGAUCAGGACAACGAACUGGAAGAUGCUUUGCCUCAAGAGUACGCUUUACGAUCCUUAAUCCAGUUUUACAACAAACGACAUUACUCUGCACACCUAGCUUCCCUGCCAUCACCUGAACCCUCCCACAAACGAUCCAAUUCUACAUCGGCUGUCACUUUGGAAGAUCCAGCAUUGCAUCAUGCACAUGGUCAUGUACCUCACGGAGCACCUCAUCCAAGAACAGCCUCAACUGGAGAAUCCGACGUCUUCCCUCCGAGAAAGAGUCUUACCAAUACAGGAGCGGCAUUACCAUACAAUCCAGAUGGUAUGAUUGAAUUCUGGCUACACGAGUAUGAAGAUGUCCUUGGGGAAGUGUUUGGUGGAGAUAUCAUGGAACAUUCUAAUGAAGUUUGGGAUGAAUUCGGUCUAUCCCAUCCCACCAAUCUGAACCUUCGUUCGGAAAGUAAUCCGAAUGAUAAUGAUGAUGGAGUAAUUAUUGGACCUCAUGCAGCGGACAGAGACGAUAGAGCAUGGAACAGGUUGACCGAAAUAAUGCGUUCAGGUGCUGGUACUGGGGAUAGACAAGAUGAAGAAAUUAGUGAUUCCGAGAGUGCAGUUAGUGUAGGUGAAUUAGGUGAAGAUGCUAGAUUGGGUGGAGCAACUUUCGAUAUUGAUAUUGGUAAAAACCCAGACCAAGAUCAAGAUCAGGAUGAAGAUCAAAAGCAGCAAGAAGCAGAAGAUGAAGAGAGAGAAAGGGAUAAAGAAAGGAAUCUUUCGAUAGGUGGUCCAGGAGGUAGAGUACGAAGGAAAUCAGGUGCAGGUGAAAAUACUUGGGAGCAUAUGUCACCUACUUUAGCUUUAUUACCUCGUUCUCCCGCCGAGAGAAGACGCUCGUCCUCCGGAGGAGGUGGAUCACCCCUUCGUCCGGUCAUACCUGGUAAACCCCACGAGGUGAUUUUGGGUUUGGGGGAAGAUGUAUUUGAUGAUGAAGAUGAGAUUGAUACGCGUGGCCCAAUGCCUAUUAGGUCUAACACGAGGGAUUUGGAAGAGAGAGAGGGAGGUGCCGUUGAUGAAGUGGAAUAUACCUACGGGGAGUGA